Clarias gariepinus (North African catfish) is the source of this 1992-nucleotide messenger RNA. RefSeq names its product polyunsaturated fatty acid lipoxygenase ALOX12-like. Gene Ontology annotation, molecular function: arachidonate 12(S)-lipoxygenase activity; arachidonate 15-lipoxygenase activity; protein binding. Lineage: Eukaryota; Metazoa; Chordata; Actinopteri; Siluriformes; Clariidae. Bases 1 to 1992 code for a protein of 663 amino acids. Gene Ontology annotation, biological process: lipid oxidation; linoleic acid metabolic process. The transcript is spliced from 14 exons. The record is from RefSeq and is a predicted model, not a curated record.
AUGGAGUACAACGUGACCGUGAAUACAGGCAAGUACUCAGGUACUAAUAACUAUGUGUACAUUACGCUGGUGGGGGAGAAAGGAGAAAGUGACAAGACGCUCCUGAAGAAACAUUACGCGAGUCUGAAAACAGGCCAAUCUGGUGAAUACAAAGUUUAUAGUGGGAUUCCACUGGGUCGUGUGUACCUUGUACGCUUGGAGACAGUGAAAUGGAAGGUGCCACAUUUAUAUAAUAAAUGGUUUUGCAGUUAUGUGCAAGUCACACCACCAGGACGGGAAACAAUACAAACCUUCCCUUGUUACCACUGGUUAGUGGGAGAUGAUAAAGUAGAAAUCUGUGAUGGCACAGCUAAAAGGCUGUGUGAUACAAUCCUGAGGCAGGAGCAAGAUCAUAGAAAGGCACAGCUAGAGGAGAGACAGAAAACUUUCCGAUGGCAAGCCUGGGCUCAAGGAAUUCCUAAGUGCAUAGAUGCAGAGCAUGAGCUACCCCUGGAUGUUUGUUUCGACGGGCAGAAGGAAUUCGACUUUGAUGAAUCACUUCUUUCUGCGUCGGUGAAGCUGGGGCUAGAGGAGGUGAUCAUGUGUCCUGAGUCAUGGGAAGAUCUGAAAUCUUUUGAGCGCAUAUUUUCUGCACUGCCUGAGAGUCCCAAUGCAGUAUACACUAAGAAACACUGGCAAGAAGACUGGUUUUUCGGCUAUCAGUUCCUGAAUGGAGUGAAUCCUCGAAUGAUCCAGAACUGCAGCAAACUGCCUUCCAAUUUUGCGGUCCAAGGAAACAUGAUGAAGGAUUCCCUACCCCCCAAAACUACACUGGAUAAAGAGCUAAAGGCUGGGAAUAUAUACCUUGUUGACUAUGCUAUACUGGAUGGAAUUCCUCCGAAUGUGAUCGAAGGCAUGCAGCAGUAUAUAGCAGCUCCUUUGUGUUUACUGUAUGAACAUCCUGACAAUGGCCUCAUUCCCAUCGCCAUACAGCUUGGACAGAAACCUACCAAGGACACACCCAUCUUUCUCCCUAAUGAUCCACCUAUGGCUUGGCUAUUGGCUAAAAUAUGGGUCCGUCAUGCCGAAUUUCAGAUUUUCGAGGUGCUGUCGCACCUGCUGCGGACUCAUCUCACAGCAGAGGUGUUCUGUGUGGCCACAUUGCGUCAGCUCCCUGCAGUCCACCCAAUAUAUAAGCUGCUUAUUCCUCAUAUGAAGUACACCCUGGAUAUAAACUGCCGUGCACGCACACACCUCAUCUCUAGUGAUGGUAUCUUUAAAAAGGUGGUGUCCACCGGUGGUGAAGGGCUGCUGAUGCUGGUUCAGGGGGAGUAUAAGGUCCUGACCUACCGCUCUCUCCAACCACUGUGCGACUUCAAAGACCGUGGUGUUUCUAAACUCAAUAAAUACUUCUACAGAGAUCACAGCUUGAAGCUCUGGAGUGCCAUUGAGAAUUAUGUCUCCAGGAUAGUGUCUCUAUACUACAGAUGUGACAGUGAAGUAGAGGAGGAUGCAGAACUUCAGGCAUGGAUUAAAGAUGUGGUUGAGGAAGGCUUUGCAAAUGCUUCUAACUUUGGGCUGCCUAACAAACUACAAAAUAAACAGGAACUGAUCACACUAUUGAGUGUGAUCAUCUUUACCAGCUCUGCACAACAUGCAGCAAUCAACAAUGGACAGUUUGACUUUUGUGCGUGGGUACCCAACACACCUUGCACCAUGCGCCAGCCUCCACCCACAGACAAGGACAGUGUCACCAUGGAGUUCAUCAUGAGCACACUUCCAAAUAUCAGCCAGUCAUGUUUGGAGAUAGCAAUCACAUAUGUUUUAGGAAGAUUUCCGCCACACACAAUGCCUCUGGGACAGUACAUGGAACAGUAUUUUACUGAGCCAUCAGCCAAAAAGGAGAUUGACAGAUUCUGUGAUGAUCUGCAGGAUAUUGAGGCAGAAAUUAUAAAACAAAAGGAGUAUCUCUAUCUGUGUCCUAGUCGUAUAGAGAACAGCAUUGCCAUAUAG